AUGCACAAAUUCGUGUGCGCAUCACACCUUGUUUGGGAGAUGUGCUCUUCGCUCUCACAGAACGGCGACGACCCCAAAUGGACAGAAAUGUUCAAAAUCUGGGAGCCGCAGUAUGCGGAGGUUAGGGAUCAGAUUGCUUCUUGUAAAGGCAAGUCUAGGUUCUCUGUUGUCAUUCCUCCCCCUCCGGUGGAUGUUACAAUUGUUGAGCAUCGCGCUCAUCUUACUUCUGGAUACGAGCGGAAAAUAUUUGAGUUAGUGGGAACCGAGUUCACCUAUAGCAGUUCUUUGCAUCUGUGUGAUGAUCUGUGCGAGCUUCGCAAAUAUCUCACUGUUAUUUCUACUCGUCCUAAGUGGGGGUCAUUGAGCAUCACUUUCCGGCAUGAGCCUUGGUUCCCGGAGGGAAGGUGA
Penicillium canescens is the source of this 408-nucleotide messenger RNA. RefSeq lists its product as uncharacterized. The record is from RefSeq and is a predicted model, not a curated record. The coding region runs from base 1 to 408 and encodes 135 amino acids. NCBI's taxonomy places the organism in Eukaryota, Fungi, Ascomycota, Eurotiomycetes, Eurotiales, Aspergillaceae. The transcript has a single exon.